AUGUUGGCUGGUGCUAUUGUUCAGAUUCCUCCAGCGAAUGCGGGUAACUGGAACGGGGAUGAUGAUGGGUACCGUGCAUUAGGGAGAUUCCAGAGGAACAAUCCUCCUGUUUUUGAGGGUGAACAUGAACCAGAUAAAGCUCAAGCUUGGCUGAAGGCGAUUGAGAAGAUCUUCAGAGUUAUGAACUGUACUGAUGCUCAGAAAGUGCAGUUUGGUACUCAUAUGCUGGAAAAGGAAGCUGAAGAUUGGUGGAAUAACACUCUUCAGAGGUUUGAAGAAGAUGGCAUUGAGGUUACUUGGGAUCUUUUUCGUGAUGUCUUUUUAGAGAACUAUUUUCCUAAAGAUUGUCGUGGGAAGAAAGAGGUGGAGUUCCUUGAGUUGAAGCAAGGAAAUGGUACUGUUGCUGUUUAUGAUGCUAGGUUUCAGGAGCUUAUCAAGUAUUGUCCCCACUAUAAUACUGCUAAUGCUGAGAGAUCUAAAUGUCAUAAAGCUGCUGAGUGCAAGAAAGAGGUUACUACUUGUUUCAAGUGUGGCAAGUAUGGUCACAUAGCUACUAAUUGUAGAGGUGGUUUGAAUGUGACUUGUUUCAACUGUGGAGAGAAAGGUCACGUUAGUACAAAAUGUGACAAGCCAAAGAAGGAGCAAGCAAAAGGAAAAGUGUUCGCAUUGUCUAGUGCGGGAGCCACUACUGAUGAAAGGCUAAUUCAAGCAACCUUAGAUGUACGCGAGAAGAGAACCAUUGAGGAAUUUCCGAUAGUUUGUGAAUUUGCGGAGGUAUUUCCGGAUGAUAUAAUUGAUUUACCACCGGAACGAGAAGUUGAGUUUUCGAUUGAUUUAGUUCCUGGAACUGGUCCUGUAUUGAUGGCUCCAUAUAGGAUGUCCGCUUCUGAGCUAAAAGAGUUGAAGAGUCAACUUGAAGAGUUGCUUGAGAAGAGAUUUAUUCGUCCUACUGCAUCGCCGUGGGGUGCACCUGUGUAG
Messenger RNA from Vicia villosa (hairy vetch), 978 nucleotides. RefSeq lists its product as uncharacterized. Lineage: Eukaryota; Viridiplantae; Streptophyta; Magnoliopsida; Fabales; Fabaceae. Bases 1 to 978 code for a protein of 325 amino acids. The record is from RefSeq and is a predicted model, not a curated record. The transcript has 4 exons. Gene Ontology annotation, molecular function: nucleic acid binding; zinc ion binding.